Messenger RNA from Daphnia magna, 1275 nucleotides. RefSeq lists its product as uncharacterized. The transcript is spliced from 6 exons. The record is from RefSeq and is a predicted model, not a curated record. Bases 1 to 1275 code for a protein of 424 amino acids. NCBI's taxonomy places the organism in Eukaryota, Metazoa, Arthropoda, Branchiopoda, Diplostraca, Daphniidae.
AUGGCUUCACUACUUGCUUGCUUUAAGUGUCGCUUAGAAAUCCGUGUCAAGCAGCAAAAAGUGGAAUCUAUUGAUGUGACUAACCAUAUUAAUGAUUUACAGGUGAGUGGGACUGAGGCAACUCCUGUUGCUGCUAAUAAUUUUAAUUUACAGGAAUACAUAGAUGAUCUUUCAUCGCGGAACAAAAUAUCGACAAAUGUACAGCAAAGGACCGAAAUCUGUAACCUAGAGAUGCACGUCGCGGUUAAAGAAGAUAGGCUGUCUUGCAAAGGUUCUGUUCCCGCGGAUAGUCUCCCGAAUCUUCUGAACUGCGUACGUCAAGUCAACCGAUGCCGGGAAAGCGCCAGACCACCAGCUCCAGCAAAGGAUAAUCCUUUCUUUACUAUUGAUUUGUCAGGCUUUCCGCCAAAUUUUUACUUGGGUGCCGUAGAAGUAGAACUUGUAGGGGUUUUAUGUAGACAUUUACUUUUUGCUACUCCACUUCAACUUAGACAUCUUGCAAAUAUUAAGCUUUGGAUGGGGGAUGGGACUUUUGAUAUUAUAGCUCUUCCUUUUAAACAAUUAUGGUCAAUUCAUGGUACUAUUUUGGGGGAGGGUGGGGAAAACAAGUCAGUCCCUCUUUUACAUGUUGCCAUGACUAGAAGAAAGGAGGCUGACUAUGUGGCAGUUUUGGAAUUUAUAAAAUCAAAAUUACAUGCACCUGCUAUUAAACAAUUUACUUCAGAUUACGAGAAGGCGCUUUGGAAGGCUGUUGCACGAGUCUUUCCGGAGGUGCAACAUUGGGGCUGUUCUUUCCAUCAAAUCCAAGCGGAAAUGAGAAGAUUGAAAGACAAAGAGAAUUUGUCGGUCGCGUACCAGACGGAUCCCGAAAUUCGACGCGUCGUUCAACUUACUCUUUGUCUUUGCUACUUACACCAUUCUGAAAUCCGGCAAAAAAAAAUUGGAUUGGAGAAAACACCUACUGGCAAACCACGAAAUGGUCUGUCUACAACCGAACGAAGAGGACAAACAACGAGGCGGAGGGAACAGGAGAAGCUUUUGCUUGCCGAAGACUUAGUCAGUUAUGGUAAUUCGAAUAAAAAUCAGUGUGCCGCUCAGAAAUUGAAAGAUGAGAGAUUGAGUGCAGAGUGGGGAGAAUACGAGAAAUGGAGGGUUCAUAACAUGCAUAAAAUUACUCCAUUUCAACUUUUAGAACGAAUUGUAGAUAUAGUACGGUGCAAUUUAAACAACUUUCCGGCCAACAUUGCAUUCAUUGAUUCCGAAGAAGAUGAUUAA